AGGCCAGUUCCUACGUAAACAUAAUGUGAGGACCUUUUUUCGUCGGAGACUUUUAGUGGCGUCAUGUCCAAGGAGAAUACGGGUCUAUGUGAAGACAACCCAAUCUCCCCAAAAUACGCCGAGGAAAAACAUGAUACAGUCUCCACGCCCAAAGAAAAGAAAGGAAAAGCGUUUUUCAGCGACGAUGUACUGGGAGAGAAAAAGAGAAGUUGUCCGUACUACUUCGGAGUGAAGUCCUACCUCCAUAACUUCUACGACUCGGCGACAUACAAGGAUCCGAGCAUUUAUGAGGAAGAUGAUGACAACCGUUAUCUUCUUAAUCCGCAUGCGCGACGCCGACGGUGUCGUCCGGUAUGGUUGAAAGUUUGCAUUUGGAUUGGCGUUAAUCUUCUGGUGUUAGGGGUACUUGCAAUUUUGGCGGGAUAUUUCAUUCCGACUAAACCCAUUAUCAGUAAAGGAGAAAAAGAGGAUAAUGUUGGUUAUGUGGAUGAAGAUGCCGUGAAAUUUAAUACUACCUUGGAUUUGCUUAAGCUUGUAGGUCUGGUCUUGUUCUGUGUUGGGGGAAUCCUUCUAGCCGUGGCUCUGAUGUUCCCUACUUUUAUGUCAAAUAUGUGUUCCGAUGAGAUCGGCGAGGAAGCAAUCAGAAUUCAGAUGGGAGAAGAAAAACCUCCAUUAAGUCCGAUCGAGAUGACCAUUCCUGCUACCUCUAAAGUAAAAAGUGUUCAGCCGCCUGGCAGUUCUAAACAGAAAAUCCACUUUAAAGAAGAUUCUGUGAAUUUUAGGGAUUGAUAAAUAAGUGUGCCCCUUGAAUUCCCAUUGAUUGUCAAAAUUAUAUCAGAAGGGAGCAGUAAGUGAUAUACAAAGACACAUUAUAUAUAAAAGCACAAGUUACUGUCUCAAGAAAUACAAUGCAACCUUACUCAAUGAAUUAAACAUUGUAGUAAGAAAUAAGAUA
This is a messenger RNA of Saccostrea echinata, 955 nucleotides long. RefSeq names its product neurensin-1-like. Bases 64 to 789 code for a protein of 241 amino acids. Gene Ontology annotation, cellular component: neuronal cell body; transport vesicle; neuron projection. Lineage: Eukaryota; Metazoa; Mollusca; Bivalvia; Ostreida; Ostreidae. Gene Ontology annotation, biological process: nervous system development. The transcript has a single exon. The record is from RefSeq and is a predicted model, not a curated record.